AUGCACAGGUCCAAGCCUUCCUGCUGGACUCUCACGGUGUCAUGAACAGCAGCAGUCAGUGUCCGUGGCUGCAGCAGUCCUCCACCUUGUUCAUCCAGAGCGGCACCCAGCUCCUGAGCAGGUUCCUGCAGCACACAGCAGCCUGGGCCGACACCAGCGUGGUGCGGGCCAGCUUCAGCCAUCCCACUCACAACCAAGCUGGACAGAAACACGAUGAGCUGUGGCCCCUCCACUCAGGAAGCAGCAGUAACGAGCUGUCGGGCUCAGGUGAGGCCCAAGCAGAGGCCUCAGGUUGGGGGACCAGGCUGCAGGUGGCGCUGGUCAACACGGUGACGUUCAGGGGUGUGUGGCAGAAACAGUUUGUGUUCACCAACACACAGAACCUGCCCUUCACCCUCUCUGAUGGCAGCACCAUCAAGGUGCCCAUGAUGUAUCAGGCAGCAGACGUCAACUUCGGUCAGUUCAGAAUGGCCUCUGAGCAGCGCUACACUGUGCUCGAGCUGCCCUACCUGGGUGGUUCUCUGAGUCUGCAGGUGGUCCUGCCCAGCGACAGGAAGACCUCCCUGUCCUUCCUCGAGUCCCAGCUCACUGCACGUCACCUGGCUGCCUGGACCACGGGCCUGCGCAGGACCAAGAUGGACAUUUUCCUACCCAGGUUCAGACUGCAGAACAAGGUCAACCUGAGGUCAGCACUCGCUGCCAUGGGCAUCAGUGAUGCUUUUAACCCCACAGCCGCAGACUUCACCGGAAUAUCAGAGGAGGAGGGYCUUUAUGUGUCGGAUGCCUUUCAUGAAGUGAACAUAGAGGUCACAGAGGAUGGGACAAAAGCAGCUGCUGCAACUGCUAUGGUGCUACUCAAACGAUCCCGUGCUCCUGUUUUUAAGGCGGACCGGCCCUUCUUAUUUCUGCUGCGACAGGUUAACACAGGU
This is a messenger RNA of Austrofundulus limnaeus, 929 nucleotides long. It is a transcript of the gene serpine3, whose product is annotated as serpin peptidase inhibitor, clade E (nexin, plasminogen activator inhibitor type 1), member 3. The record is from RefSeq and is a predicted model, not a curated record. Lineage: Eukaryota; Metazoa; Chordata; Actinopteri; Cyprinodontiformes; Rivulidae. Gene Ontology annotation, biological process: negative regulation of endopeptidase activity. Gene Ontology annotation, molecular function: serine-type endopeptidase inhibitor activity.